CCGGGCAUUUGCCUACGUUUGGGCUAUAAAAAUUACUCUCACAGUAUGUUCGUUAUUUGUCAGUUGUUGGUCUAGAAAUUUUUUGUUUUCCGAUAUCGAAAGUUUUCCACUUUUUUUUUCCAUCUCUUUUAUCCCCGUUUUGGACAAUCAAAAUUCAAUGUUUGGUUAAAAAUCCCGAUCCCGCCGUUGGAGUGUACUAGUAAAGAAGGUGCUUGGUGGUUUUGGUGUCGCCGACACCUUCACUCAGAUCUUGUGAAUUAUGUAAGGAGAAGAAGAAGUAGCAUUGAGAGGCAACGCGCAAGCGCCGAUAGGCCACGGUCACGGUAUCAAAUUACAGCAAAAAACACCAACACCAACAGCAGCAGCAGCACCAGCAGCAGGAGGAGUAGCAGCAGCAGCAGCACAAGCACAGAAGGGGAACAGGAUUCGAAGGAUAGAAGAACGAGGACGAGGACAAGAACGUAAUAGGACAUCCAUCAAGAUGGCCAUCCAUGAGCAGAUUGAUAAUUUGAACAUUUGGUGGUUCCCUCGCGAUUUUUGCCAAUCGCGUUUCGGUGAAUUCCAACAGAGCGGCACCAAUUCAUGCACACUCAUCUCCCUCAUCCUGGCCGAUAAGGUCGCAAAGGCGGAACGUUUCUUUCAUCGUGUCGCCGAGUUGCCAUCGCAUGGCUGGGAUCUGUUUGGCAAUGCAAUUAACGAUGGCAACAAUGUCUACCACAAUGUGAUCACGGCCAAUACGCCGCAGGCGCGCAAUCUCAAUUUAAAUAUACCGGAUGCCAUAUCGGCCAUACGAUCGCAGCACAAGAUGAACUUUCGCCUAGAGGAGUGGUUCUACACGCACAUGGAGGCCGAUCCCACCAAUCCCAUGUACAAUCGGAAUGUGGCCUUACAGCUUUCACGCAUCUUUACGAUUACACUCCAGGUAUUCCAGCAGGCAGGCGGUCGUGGCGGUGAAUUGCCGCCGUCACAUCUAUUUGCCGCCAUUAUAGCUGACUGCCGCACCGUUAUGGUGACAUUUGAUUUUCGUGCCUCCAUUGUGGCACUCUUCGAUUCGCAUCAACAUGGACGCGAUGCGGGUGCCGUAUUUGCCCAAUGCACUAUCCAGAAUAUGGAUGACUUGAUCUUCUGGUUCAUCAGCAUGCUGCACAAUGUCUACUCAAGUCGUCCCUCGCUCUUUGAAAUCUCAUUUCUCAGCUCCCAGCCGGGUGUGGCGAAACGUAUACCGCCGGCCAUCAAAAAGAUCGCCGGCGAUAUCAAAAAGUCUAGCAAGUCUGUGGUCUAGAUUCCCCCAAAAUCCUUCAGAAGCUACCCUCACCCCCAUCCACCCCAGGUCGCCAGCUAGCCAGACUGUCCACAGGAUAUUAUCAAAAUUCGCAAGUUCAAAACGUUUCGAUUGAUUCAAGCAAAGAAAACAAAAUUCACAUUCCCCAAAUAUGUGUGCAAGAAUAUUUCAUUCCCUUGAGAAAUGAAUCCAACAGCAAAUUGCUACAAAUUCUAAAGUUUCAUAUAGACCAGCAAUCAAAUAAAUAACGAACCAUA
Messenger RNA from Drosophila willistoni, 1539 nucleotides. RefSeq lists its product as uncharacterized. Lineage: Eukaryota; Metazoa; Arthropoda; Insecta; Diptera; Drosophilidae. The transcript has a single exon. The record is from RefSeq and is a predicted model, not a curated record. Bases 482 to 1282 code for a protein of 266 amino acids.